UAAGAAAAUAUCAAUUUUACUACUGAUAUAUAGGUAGAAAAAAUAUAUCUUCCUUCUGUGAAAAAGAUUUUAUUUAAUCGAGAGCAGGGCCAUUUAUUCGAGCUGCUAAUGUGGUUGAACUAAGAUUGAUUGAUAAAACAUUUAUAAUGAUUUUGUUUUUUCUGUUAGGGGGGACUUGUAAAAGGACAGAAGCCGUAUCAGUAGAUCUGGGAAAAUGCGUGCCUUUUAUCGGAAUAUACAGAGGUGGAAAAGUAGCUCUGCACGAUUUGUACAAGUUACUGGUUAUAGACUCUAUGCUCGUGGAUUGUGACUGCAGGACAAUGCGCUGGAGCUGUGACCGAUGUGAAAUUUUGUACAGAGGUGCCGAAGAUGAGAUUGACAGAGAAACACUGCUUGAUUAUUAUAGAAGCCAAGAAAAUCUAGGAAAAGAAUACACAGCUUUGCAAAAUGAAUCUAUGUUUGAAGCUAUGUAUGAGAAAGCUGAAAGUAUCUUCGAACAGCUCAGCCCGGAAAUGUUUGAAAAAGAAGGCAACGUUUCCACCUACGGUUUACUCAUCGAGAUGCUUCAUGUUUAUAUACUCCCAGAAAUUAAGUUCCAAAAGAAACAUGAAGAAGCCAUGCAGAAGGUACACGAUACCAUCAAGAAUGAUUUUCAAAAUUUUGAAAUGCGCAUUGAAACUAAUGUAGAAACGUUGACUAAGUACGAAGAGGACCUUGCCAAAGAAAGGAAAUUCUUUCUUGAGCCGGAAAGAGUUACAGCUGUUCUCAAAUCUCUACCCAGGGAUGAGGAAUUUAUAAAACUCCUGCUAAAGGAUAUGGAAAUGGACAUUAAAAAACUAGACGGUAAAUUGAUUCUGUUGACUGACAAAAUUGCUACGCUGAGAUCUUCUACAGAUGAAACGCAUAUCAAAGAUCUCGCAGAUAUUCGCGAGAACAGAGAUACAAUAUCAAAAGAAAAAGAAACCAUUUUGUCUGCUAGAGAAGAACUAACACAUGGAAUUUUAAACGCAGAAUUUGUGCAUGAUAAAAAAGCAAACGGAAGUGUUUUAGAGCGAUCAAAAUCUCAAGCAGACAGAACUAGUCACAUGUCUAACAAAUAUGAGGAAUAUAAAAGGAAAGCUACUAAAAUUGAAUCUUUGAAGACUGAUAUAAAGGAACAAAUUAACAUCAAAAUACGAUUGUCGACCGUCAUGGAAUCCGUGAAAUAUGCACUGAAGUACUGACAAAUAUGUAAACAUACAUCGGAAUCUGCUGCACCAUAGUAUAAAAUGUUUUAAGGCAGUCGGCCCGAAUUGAUAGUCGGCAAAUAAUGUAUUCUUCAAUAUGCGAUUUCGGCAGUCUCCGUAUAUGUUUUCGGCAUUCUUCGGUUUCUUUUAUGGAAAGGCACGUGCGCGUUCAUCUCAGUACAGAUCUGGUGCAGCCGUUCUGUGCAUGCCCGGAAUGAUUAUCGAUAGGAGCGCACGGCAAAAAUACGCAUUUUUGGCAUGUCCGCACGCAUUUAGUGUAUAAUAUGUGUAAUAUACUGACUAAAUGUUUAGGGUGGGUAUCACCAUGGUUACAAGAUAUAUACCUUUAAGAUAUUUUUCUUUCAAAUUGCUAGAAUCCGGUAUAUACCGGAGUCUGUAAUAUAUCACAGGCGCACCUGAUCUAACUAAUUUACGUCUUGGUUUGCAUACUUCUUUCUAAGCUUUUGUUGUUUUUUUUCUUUGGUAUGCUCUUUAAGCAUUUCCCAUUGUUGAUCUUUCUUUUGGUAGAUGCACAGAUAAAAUACUUUAUACGUAUUAUUUUAAGAUGUAGGGAUUCUCCCAUUAUUUACAUUACCGCUGCAUUAGUCCACAAGGUUGCAUUUGGAUGGAAUAUGUGGUACACAUGCAGAGAACCAUUUUUAUGGUGGACAUUAAGGUAUAUCGCAUUCGCGCGCGCUCGGUGUUUGAAGCAUGUUUCGUUUUAUCGUCCUGGCGCGCGUGCCAACGCCCCAAACGAAAUUUUGGAGAAAAAAAUGUGUGUCGUUUUAGUGCACAUACCAAUGUAGCAAACCAAACUAACAACCAUAGAGUACGACAGACGCAUGCGCCAUCAACAAAAAUGAAAUAUUUCGUGUUUUUGCGUUUGCAAGCCAACAUGCAUAUUAUACACUAAAUGCGUGCGGACAUGCAAAAAAUUGCGUAAUUUUGCAGUGCGCUCCAGUGGAUAAAUCAUUCCGGGCAUGCGCAGAACGGCUGCACCAGAUCUGUAAUGAGAAAAGUUUCAAGUUUAUUGAUAUUAUUCAGGGCCCAUAAGGGCAUGUGACAUGCAUGACAAAUAACACUUCGAAAAGAAACACGCUACAAAUACCACGCGCAUGCCAAUGCAACACAACGAAAUGUCUUAAAGCAGCCACCAUAUAUGUUAAAUCCGCGAAUAGGCCUACCCGCUUUCUUGGUAACUAAUUAUUCUACAACUUGUUAAUAGACCGUACUGAUAUGUUGUAAUUAUAUCUAAAAUUCUACAUCAUACAUUUUAUAUUAAUUUUAUAUUAUUUUAUUAUCAAAAUUGUAUAUUUAAUAUUUUGUUAUUAAACGUAGAUA
Molecule: messenger RNA, 2567 nt
Organism: Mercenaria mercenaria
Lineage: Eukaryota; Metazoa; Mollusca; Bivalvia; Venerida; Veneridae
Exons: 2
Coding region: 147-1223 (358 amino acids)
Source: RefSeq, a predicted model, not a curated record